Messenger RNA from Leptosia nina, 564 nucleotides. Lineage: Eukaryota; Metazoa; Arthropoda; Insecta; Lepidoptera; Pieridae. The record is from the annotation of a GenBank genome assembly.
AUGCAGCGAGCGGGUAGGCGCAAACCAGAGGCGUGUAAACACCGCCAGCUGGCACCAGCGCCCAGCGAAUCUGCAGCCGCAAGCGCGUGCCCGAUCGACCACACCGAAUCUAUUUCACUACCGGCACCAGCUAAACUAACCCGUCGGUGCACACCGCGCUACACAGAUAAAUGCGUAUUAAAAAUGGCCCAACGAUCGAGCGACGGCGAGGUGGACACCGGCGGCCCUGUUAGACAUCGGAGCGGACUGGGUCGUGUGUCGGGCGCGCGUAAUGGCGCCGCGCACGCCCGAAAGACGAGACGCACCGACGCCCAAACCCAGAAGCGAGUGAGUGAUGCCCGUUUGAUCGGCUCGCGGCGCGACACACACUGGGCGGAGGCGGACACGGCAACGUUACGUCAGCGAGGGGCGAGGGCGGGCGCGCGGGGCGGGAGGGGCGACAGGGCGGGGGGCGAGGUAUUUCAGAGUGCUGCAUCCUCGCGCCCAUCCUUGGGCGGUUGGGCGAGCGUAGCUGAAAAACGUCGCCCAACGCCACCAGAUGAACCUAUCUAUACUGUGCCUUAG